CAGGGGAUCAAGAAUGCUGGUCGGGCGAGUCGCCUUCAUUUUCGUCCUGAUCUCAUGUAUAGACCUCUCUAAUGCCGAUUGCCCGAAAGUUAAGACUAACAUGGAGAGUUGGGACUGGAGCCCUCUCUCAGGCGUUCAGGUACAGUUCACCAACACCACAACAAGGGAUGGGAACUCCAAGUGGACCGUCCAUUUGUGUAACGGAGUCUAUUCAAACCUGCACGACUACGGGACCUUCACGGGAGGAGCAGGCAGCAUCAAGUUCCAUCAGCCGUCAGACACGUUCUACAUGAUGUACGAGAACGGAGACAGGGGUCAAGGGUGCGAGACGAACGCCAGGCAAGCUGACGUUUACAUCCACUGCCAAGGCUGCCCCUCCUACCUCGAGCAGUCCAACUCUGCCUGCAACCUACAGUCUGCCCCAUGCGUCUGUGCGGCGUACGACACCGGGUGCGUGGGAGAAGUCCACAUGGUCGUGAACUGCCCGGUCGGGAUUCCAAACUAUAGGAAGGGCUUCGAUGUUUACGACGCUUCGACGGGGAUCGAGGAGGAUAUCUCCAAGGUGGUUAUCAAGGACGGGGAGGUGAUGCCAGGGUGGACGGACGAGGAUAUCCCUUCAGUGGCGCAUGACCGCGCGGUCAUCCCUGGGGACGUGAGCUCGGCCGUCUUCUACCUCAUGAUGGCUGACGAGGACCUGCAAGGGCUGCCCGCCUCGCAGGAGGUCGAUGCGCCCGACGUCUUCACCGACCAGCCGCACAUCCUUGCGGUGACCAUGUCGGGGUCGGCAGCGAGAGGAGGGCUGGUUGACACCCGGGACAUGCUCAUGCUCCAGCUGGACUUCCACUGCUACCAGACAGGCCUCGCCGACGUGCACGUGGAGAUCAGCUUUGCGAACCAGUACUACCCCUGUGACUUCGCCUUCACCUAUGAGUGUGGGAUGGGAGAGUCUGGAUCGGACAAGAGCAAUGCCUUCACUGUGUUCGUCAUGGUCUCGUUCCUCCUCAUCGUCGCUUUCUGCGUGAUGGGAUGCGCAUACAACUACUCUGUACAGCAGAGAAGGGGCGAGGACAUUAUCCCCGGCAUCGAGUAUAUCCACAUGGCUCGGGACCUUGCUGAAGCCCUGAUGAGCCGCAGUGGAGGAGUCGGAGGAUUUUCCUCCACCUCACGGAGAGGCGGAGACAGCACAGAAGGCUAUCAGACGUUGUAGUCUUCUCGUUCUCCUCCUUCUUCUUACCUCACAAACUUCAAAAAUGAAGCUUUAAAACCUCCGAA
Molecule: messenger RNA, 1272 nt
Organism: Guillardia theta CCMP2712
Lineage: Eukaryota; Cryptophyceae; Pyrenomonadales; Geminigeraceae
Exons: 7
Coding region: 14-1207 (397 amino acids)
Source: RefSeq, a predicted model, not a curated record